AUGGAUGCUGCAGAGAUAGACCAGGACAUCAAGCUGCAGAGAGUCUCUGGCGAGCUCAUCACUGCCUUUGACCAGAGUCUGGGAUUAUUUCUGCGAAAGCCUGAUCGGAUAGGCGGCUCCCACGUCCGCUCGCGUGUGCGGUCGAGGGAAGCAUACCAUCUGAUAUUUCAUCUGCUUGAACCUUUCCAAGAGCUACCGCAGCUCCUCGACCCGCAUCUGCCAAAAUGGCUACCCAUGCUUGCCGAGGCGUUCCUGGAGCACCUUCAGAUGAGGCGGAGGCGAACCAGGGAGGCUUCUGCUGCGUCCUCGCUGCUCAUGCCUCUGCCAACGGCGAUUUGCAAGCUGAUCUACACCUUUUGCAAGAUUCGCGGCGAAAAGGUCAUCGUGCGCUUCCUGAACGUCGAGACAAAAUACCUCGAGCUCCUGCUUUCUGCGCUCGAGGACGCCGAGCGACAGCCUCAAGGCGGCCCGGACGACACUUUAGUAGCCCAUUGGGCCUGGGAGGAGCGCUACAUAGUGCUUCUAUGGCUCUCUCACCUCAUGCUUGCGCCUUUCGACUUGUCGACCAUCUCCUCCGUCUACAUGGAGGAUGUUGAUCUGGCUGGCAUCCCUGGGUUCUUUUGGCCAUCCAAUACCCCAGGCAUCACAGUCAGGGUCCUGCCCUUGGCGGUCAAGUACCUGGCCUGUCCAGGAAAGGAGCGGGAGGCGGCCAAAGCCCUUCUAGUGAGGAUGGCGAUGCGCAAGGACAUGCAGCAGCUCGGUGUUCUGCAUGCCCUCGUCCAGUGGGCCCUGUUUUGGCUGCGGCCGAGGGCUGAUGAGCCGACCCAGUCGCCAUAUAAAUACAUCGGAGUGCUUUCCUUUCUAGCUGGGAUCUUGGCAUCAUCGGCUGAGACGUCGGAUAUGGAGAGAUACUCGUCCACGAUCUUCUACACCGUGAACGCCAUUCCUGUCAACGACGAUGAGAUGUCGAGGAUUGUUCAGUCUUCUGCCCUGGCGAAAAAGACCAUCGUCAAAGUCACACGGUCGAUCGUUGUGUCCAAGUUGAAGCGAGACAGACAAGACAGUGCUGGUGUCGAGCUGCUUGAGACGGCAAUUGGGUACCUUCUGGAGAGCCUCGCCGACAACGACACGCCGGUCAGAUUCUCAGCGAGCAAAGCCUUGAGCAUCGUGACUCUGAAUCUACCUAGCUAUAUGGCCUCAGAAGUCGUGGACACUGUGCUGGAGUCUCUGAGCAGAAAUGUUCUCUUGGUGAAUGAUGCUGCGGAGCCUUCUCUGCCGCCAAGGAGAGAUCUCACGUCGGUCGAUCCUCUCGAGUGGCAUGGGCUGAUGCUGACUCUGUCGCACCUCUUGUACCGGCGUUCACCACCGGCAGUGAAGUUGGGCAGCAUCAUCCGAGCAUUACUACUCGGGUUGUCGUUUGAACGACGUGGCCCCUCUGGAGGCUCGGUCGGUACCAACGUUCGUGAUGCAGCUUGUUUUGGCAUCUGGGCCCUCGCAAGGCGGUACUCGACCCAGGAUCUUCUUGCAGUCCCCUCUGAAACGGUACGCACCGGACUUCCUGGAGACGUCAACACGUCUGUCUUGCAAAUCAUUGCCACGAACCUGGUCGUCGCCGCAUCAUUAGAUCCUGCAGGUAACAUUCGGCGUGGAUCUUCCGCUGCCCUGCAAGAGCUCAUCGGCAGGCAUCCAGACACCGUGGAAAAUGGCAUUGCACUGGUGCAGGCUGUGGACUAUCACGCAGUUGCCCGGAGAUCAAGAGCAAUCCACGAUGUGGCCGUUCGUGCCACAAAACUUCACGUGCAAUAUGGCGAGGCUAUACUGGAUGCGCUCCUGGGCUGGAGAGGAGCCAGAGAUGCAGAUGCUGCUGCUCGCAGGGUCGCCGGGCGUGCGUACGGAACUGUCAUGACUGAGAUGACGAGCCUGACCCCGUCGAGCCGCCUUGACGAGGUGAUCCUGACAUCAAUUAACCGGGUCCUGCGGCCUAUGAAGGCACUGCAGACCCGUCAGGUGGAGGAGAGACAUGGGCUGCUCGUGAGUCUUGCCGCGAUCCUGGAUCAGGUCCCUCUGCUAGUUGCCAGGGAUAGCAUGGCUGGAAUGACGUUACCGACGGGUCUGGGCAGCGUUGUUCAAGAAGGACAGAAUGCUUUGCUUGAUAUGCUCCAAUCUGUUGCGUCUACCUCAUUUCGAAAACCAGAACUCAUCGCAGAAGGCAUAUGCCGUCUUCUCAUCUCGGCGUUUCCCAUCCUGCAGGCCGAUGCUGUCGGAUCGUUGGAUGCUAUAGUUGGCGAGGGGCUGUUGAUGUCUGGAUUGGAUCUGGUGUCUCCAACAAACCUGGCCAAGUUCACCGAGGUCGUCUCGAGAAUCGAUUUGUCGCAAGUCCACAACCAAGACCGCCUCUCAACGAUCCUCUCUACCUCUUGGGAACUCAUCAACACGUGGCUAGCCAGGACUGAACAAGAGGUCAUCGAUGCAGCCUCCGAAGCGUCCAUCGUUCUUCUGCUUUUUUCUUCUCCGCAGCAACGGGAACAUGUGCUCCGAAGAUGGGCAGACACGAUUCGUGAACGAUCUCACUCCGCAACCGGCGCGGGACUUUUCUGCGCCUUGACGAGGGCGUAUCCGGUUGUGGCAAUGCACAAGAAACCUGAAGAAGUGUCGGCUACUGUAUGCGCUCCUCUGCUGGAGCGGUGGGCACAAGACACAAACGUUGACGUACGUGCAGCCAUACUGCAGAGUCUGGCGCAAAGUGAAAUGCUGAAUCAGAAUGUGGACCAGCUCCUCAGUCUGGUUGCGGCGGGCCUAGAAGACUACACCACCACCGCGAGAGGCGAUAUUGGAUCUCAUGUACGUCUUCAGGCCGUCAGGGCUACCCAACAUCUCUGGCUCUCAAUGCAGCAGCCACGUACAGAGAUGGGGAACCACAGCGGAGCAGUUUGUGGCUUACUUCUGCCGAUCCUGCGUCUGGCAGCUGAGAAGCUCGACAGGGUGAGAGUCGAAGCACAAGCCACUCUUGCGGUAGCAUUACAGCCAGAACCAUCGUCGAUGCUUGGCAAGCUCACCUUUUCCUCCAAAUCCCAUUUUCAGUAUCUUCUCAACUUGCUUGAGAGCGACUGGUUCCAGACGCCAUUCGGCACCGAAGCCCAGUCCAACGCAGAUCGCUGUAUGGACGAGCUCCUCGCCGGAUACGUCACGUCAGCCGACACAGGCAACGAAGACCUCGUGAUAGCCAGCCGGGCCGCGCUCACCGAAUACUGCACCGCAAGCCAGGAGCACCUCGAUGGCGUAUGCACAUCGCUCCUCCGGAACUUGAAAUCCCACCAGGGCCAAGACCGCGUCACGGUGCCCACGCUCGAAAUCACUGCGUUCCUCUUCUCCGUGGGCAUCUUCCAGCAGAGCAGGAAGGUCGACAUGAAGAGCCUCUGCUUGCAGGCCCAGAAGGCCGGCUACAAGAGCGGCAACAUGCGGAAACUCGAGGCCUGCAUCAAGGUCUACGGCGGGGUGGCCGCCAUGGGCAACAACAAUGCUGCCGGCCUGCCGGCGAUGGCGAGUGCGGUGUUGGAGCAGAAGAGGAGUGAGGGUAUCUCGGAGGCGAAGAGGAGGCUGGGUACGUUGAUGGUACACCCGUGGCCGCGCGUCAGAACGUCGGUGGUAGAUGAGAUAUGGGGUCUGGUGUCAACUGGUGGGGAGGUGGCAGAUCAGGGGGAGAGGUUGAAGGGAGUUGACUGGGGAGCUACUGAGAAGAGUGCUGCUAAGGCCCUUGUUGCUGAGCUUGGAAUGUCGUGA
Cryphonectria parasitica EP155 is the source of this 3780-nucleotide messenger RNA. RefSeq lists its product as uncharacterized. The record is from RefSeq and is a predicted model, not a curated record. The coding region runs from base 1 to 3780 and encodes 1259 amino acids. Lineage: Eukaryota; Fungi; Ascomycota; Sordariomycetes; Diaporthales; Cryphonectriaceae. Gene Ontology annotation, molecular function: GTPase activator activity; beta-tubulin binding. The transcript is spliced from 3 exons. Gene Ontology annotation, biological process: microtubule cytoskeleton organization; post-chaperonin tubulin folding pathway; tubulin complex assembly.